Zootermopsis nevadensis is the source of this 3130-nucleotide messenger RNA. Its product is annotated as DNA damage-regulated autophagy modulator protein 2. Lineage: Eukaryota; Metazoa; Arthropoda; Insecta; Blattodea; Termopsidae. The record is from RefSeq and is a predicted model, not a curated record.
CAAUUCGCACAAAACCUAGAUAAGCAGCGUAGAAUUAGUUUUAUUUGUCUGUUGUGGAUGGCAAGAACCCAUACUGUUCUUGAACGCAACUCGUGUAUUUGUAAUACCAUUCAAGAAUGUUAAACUACGGUCAGAUUUAUUAAAGCUGUGAUCUGAAUUUCUGGAAAUGAUUGUUUUGCCAGCUCUUAGUUUCACAGAUAAGAAAGGACAUGGCGUUUACAUGGAUAUACUUGCUUCCCGUAAUGGUGUUUAUAAUAGUGCCUGUUUCAUUUCUAACCACGUACACAAUAGCAGUUCUAAACGAACACGUGGAUCCUGCAUUUCCGUACAUAAGCGACACGGGAAGUUACUCACCUGAGAGCUGCAUAUUUGGGCAACUUGUUAACAUUGCAGCUUUCAUAAUUGCGAUUUGUGUCUAUAUAAAAUACCUGGAAGUAAAGAAUUUCCAACAAACGAUUACAUCCAAGGGCGGGAUAAGUCACAGAUUUAACAAGGUGACUUCAGCCUUCGGUCUUCUUUCUUGUAUCGGCAUGGACAUUGUUGCCAACUUCCAGGAAUCAAAUGUUAUUGUAGUCCACUUGCUGGGAGCCAUUUUAUGCUUUGGAGCUGGAACCAUUUACUUCAGCUUACAGUUAUGGAUUUCUUACAAAGUUCCCGGCCUAACCUCGAAACGCCUGUUGCUGACACGUGCGAUUCUGGUUGGGAUUUGUAUUUUGACGACGAUUUCAACAGUAGUAACAGCAACUCUGGCCUUAUCGGAAUAUCGCGGUUCAACCAAUAACCCACAAAAGUGGAAUCCUGAAGAUGGAGGUUGGGAAUUGCAUCUUGUGAGCACAAUUUCCGAGUGGAUCCUCGUCAUCACGUAUUGCAUCCUCAUCCUUUCUUUCGUGCCCGAGUUCUACGACCUGGAGUUUGAGGCUCCUGUUAUCACAUUUAAAAAUAAACGAACAUUCACAUGAACAAACACAAUACAGUGGAACUUCGAACACAAUCCGUUCCAGGAGACGGUUCGACUUUCAAGUUGUUCGACUUUCGAGUUAAAUUUCCCCAUAAGAUAAUGUAAAUUGAAUUAAUCCGUUCCAGACCCCAAAAUUUACCCAAAAUAAAACAUUUUAAGUGCCUAUUUCAAAAGAUCAUAUUGGUAAAUAAUGAUAAAACAAGUAUAUUUAAUUUCAAUAAUUGAAUGUUUUUAUUUAUAAUAGUAUGUACAUAAAAAUAUUGUAUAAUAAUCAAUCAAUAAUAAUAGUAGGAGGGAUAUUACUGUUCACUGGAAGGUGAAUUACUCUUCUUUCGUCUGGAAUCCACUAGUUGAGAGUUGUGGUUCAUUAACAUUACCACCACUUGAUUUUUCUUCGGAGAGAAAUCUGUCUAAUGUCAUUUGUUUUUGUCUAUUUUUUAAAAAAAUUCUGAAAUGUUGCAUUACAUUGUCAUUAAACAGGUUGAAACUCCUGUUCACAACUGCGAUAUUGGGGUGCCACUUCUCUUCAGACACACUAUCACCAGCCAACUGUUUUUCAUUGAUCCAAACCAUUAAAAGUUUUUCCACUUCUUCCACUGGUAAGGGUUUUUACCCCUUUCGCCACAUUAGCCGCUUUAAUGACUUCCUUGUUCUUCAGUAUGGUCGAUAUGGUCGACUUAGCUAUGCCAUAUUGAGCAGCCAGGUCCGAUAAACGUGUACCACUUUCUCACUUAGUGAUAAGUUCCUUUUUCAUCUCUAUCGUAGAAAUUACGAUUUUCCUCUUAGGCUUUUCAUCUCUAGUAACUUUCUUUGGUGCCAUUAUGAAUGGGUAUUAUUAAAGAUAAUCACUUUUUCUUAGUCUAAAAUAACUGCUGAAAUAAAAACUAUUUCUCCCAAUAAUAGUUCUAAACAACUCUUAAUUAACAUUUAUAGUAAAUCAUCGUUUCUCCUUUUAGUCUCUUUUUAUUGGGUGAUUUAAACUGGCCCGUGCAUUUGUGUUUAUAUAGGCGACUACACGUUACACCAUGGCACCCCACAAGUACAUGUUUCAUAUAAAACUUAAUCCUAACUACGAUACAUGAACUCCUUCAAACACAAAAGGACGGAACCAACGGCAAUAUUUAAUUAUUGCUGCUGUAUCCCAUUAUUGCAGUUGAUUCGCUACUUGAAAUCGGCACGGCCGUAAUUUCAGCUGUUAUGUAGCUGGAUUUGUCACAAAUACUUCCUGUGUCCCGAAAUGUUGUUACCAGUCGGAGUACUGUUGUUUCAUUCGGCAUUUCCUUGUCAGGAUAUGCAUUGCUACAUGAACAUUUCCACAUUAUAUGUAUAUAUUGGUGAUGAUAAUAAUAAUAUAUUAGAUACAUUUCACAACACAACUAUCCUGUAUGAUCUUAUUUAGUGAGAAUUUAAUUUUAGUUUGUGCAAGUCCUGUAUAACCCAUAUUCCACAUACUUUGCGAAAUUCCUCACGGUAAAAACUCUUGGUACAACAAAAGAGCAAACUAAUCAACUUGCGCUAUUUGGAAGUAGGCAUGUUUCGUCUUUUGCUUCAAUGUGUUGUUCGUUUUCUGGUAGCUUUUCUGUUUUCAGUGACAAGUGAUCACAGGUAAAUGUCGGAGUACUGUCCAAUGGAAAGCGUUUCAACUGUCAGCAGGCAGUAUUAUGUUCCCGGGAUGAUGUUAUAAAUAUAUGUAAGUUGUCAUAUAUGUAACUUUUUUGUGUCCAUUUCACAUUAAUAAAAUGAAAGAAACGGCAGAAUAUGUAACUGAGCUAAGUGAUGUAAUCUGUUGAGGUACAACACCAUAUAUGUACAAUGUUGAUCAACAUAACCUUGUUUUUCAAUUAAUCACAGUGUUCGUAAGUUACUCCAUGAAUAUGGAAACAAUUCUGUUGAUUCAAAAGAUGGUAACUUGUUACUUUUAUUACAGCUGUCGUUAUAAUGCCAUUGAGUAACCAAUCAAGUUUAGAGAUAUUGAAACUAUUUGCCUGUGUGUUAUGCAGUCCUACACAACCUCCUAUGCUGUCUCCAGUGGGUUAAAGCACUUGGUAUGGACAUGUACUGCAGCUGAGAUGCAUGCUGUGCAUUGAUUAACUGUGAGCCAUUUGCUGGUGUGAUUGUAUACAGCCUUUGUAAAGUCAUUGUAAUGGAGUACAGUCAUGUUCAAAAAUGAAG